AUGUCCUCCAGUAAACCCAAGCCAGAACGCCCUCCACCAUCCAAACCCACCCUCAGGUCCCCCAACGAGGACAUCCUCCCCUCCGCCCUCAUCGACACGAACCCCUUCUACAUCGACAUGAGCCAAGGUACGCACCGCAAGGCCCUCCGCUCCUUCACCACAACCCUCACCCCACUCCUCCGCCCUCGUGCCUCAGCAGAGAUCCUCGCAGACCUGCAACCCGACCAAAAUAACAACCCUCCCGCAGAACACAUCCCCUCCCGCCCCUCCACACCAACACCAUCCCGCCGCCCUCGAACCCCCAAGUCGCCAGCAAGGACAUCACCACGUAGUAGCACCACCACCAGCCCUUCUCAAGAUGUAUUCGAACCCCCAAAGAGCAACAGCACACCCGCCAUGCGCAUCUUCAAGGACACCAGCCCCGCCGCCUCCUCAGGCACCUCGAAGCGCAGCGUAGAUGUAUACGGCGACAUCCGCAUGAAGAACACAACCCCUGCAUCCCACCGCCUCUUCCUCCGCGCCCUCGUAACGCAGAUAGUCCACGAGACGUUUUCCCUUGAACGCGCGCGAUUAGCAGACGAGAUUCGCCGCCAGGUUCUCGCGUCGUUGGAACGGCUUAUCGGACAGCUUGUACGAGAAGAGUUUGACGUCGCGCUGGCGGAGGCGUUGGAGGAGCCGUUUGAGACGGGGGAGGGGGGCAGGGCGAGGGAGGCUGCUGUUGUUCGGGUUGUGAGGGAGAGGUUGGCGGGGUUGAGUUGUGAUGGGCUUGUGGAGGUGUUUUGUAAUGAGGAGGUUUUGGGGGUGUUGAGGAGGGUUGUUGGGGUUGUUGAGGGGGGGGUUUGUGGGAUGGGUUGGGAUUUGGUUGCGUUGUAG
Colletotrichum godetiae is the source of this 873-nucleotide messenger RNA. RefSeq lists its product as uncharacterized. The record is from RefSeq and is a predicted model, not a curated record. NCBI's taxonomy places the organism in Eukaryota, Fungi, Ascomycota, Sordariomycetes, Glomerellales, Glomerellaceae. Bases 1 to 873 code for a protein of 290 amino acids. The transcript has a single exon.